AUGGAAGCUCCCCUCGCUUCUCCGUCGCAACCACAUCAUGAGCUCGUCAGACGCCGCGUAGGCCCGACCUCCGCUGCCAUGGAGCUCUCCCGGCCACAGGGUCCUGCGCCAUGGACCACAAGCCACCGCCCGCGACGGAAGAUGCUAUGGUCGAGACCGCCCGCUGCUCCGUCUCUCCUGCUGGUGCUAGCUGUGUUUCUGUCGACUGCCAGCGCCGCCUUCAUCCACUUCGAGAACUGCCUCGACCCUGCCAUCAUCCACAGUACUCCAAAACAACUUCAAUUCACGCCCUACUUCUUCAGCGCUCGCUUCAACUCCACGGAUGAGAGCCACAACCUCAACAUAACAAUCUACGGGAACGUGUCGGGUCAGGCAACGCAAGGCACCUUGCCAGCUUGGAACAAUGAGUCGUACUGGAACAACCCCAACGAGACUUUUGGCAAGAUUGUGGAUCUCAGUACUUCCAACAACAAAUAUUCGACCCUCUUCGCCAAAACUAACGUCGUGACGUACACCCCUUGGCAGGCCCAGCCUUCUCGCUUCUGCGAGUCUGUGGUCAACGCUUCCUGCCCCAUUGGCCCGUCCUACUAUGCAGAUAGGUUGGAUCCGUACAGCCUGCCGGCUUUUACCGUGGCCCACGAGUAUUUCAGCACGUAUGCUUUCACGACUUUGGCAACCACCGUACGUGUGCAGUCCGGAGACAAGGGGGCACCGGAUCUGGCUUGUGUGUCGGCCAAUAUCACCCCGGACCUUGGGAGUACCAUUUCAAACGCACUUCGCUACUUGCCAGCCGUAAUCCUGAUCAUGGCCGGUGUUGCCACCGUUUUUGCGGCUAUAUUCAGCCCUUGGGGUUCGUCCGAUCCGUUCAGAUGGACAAGUAACUACGGUCGUGAUGAGGACCUGCUGCGCCUGGUGACCCCUGGAUUCGGAGAUUGCUUAGCGUACAUCCAAUUCAUUGUCCUCGGCGGAAGCCUCAGCCUCAAUUACCCAGGAUUCUACCAACCAGUUGUCAGCAAGGCCAGUUGGUCGACGCUUCUUUUCAACGAGAGUCUAGUAACACCAGGGAACAUCAGCUCCAACAGCCUCGUAGAUGGGAUGUACGUUGUCAACGGGACUUAUGGCUUGUCCAGGCUGGCGGAAUUGAUCGGUAUCGCGAAAGACCAGGACAUUUGGGCUAAUAUGGCCAUUUGGUACGUGGGCAUCACCGUCGGAGCAGUGCUACUGUGUCAGAUAUUUUUUAUGCUCCGCUGGGCUUACCGCUACUUGUCGAAUAUCCAAGAAGAGGACCUGCGCAGCAAAAAUCUCCCCUUCUCCACAGGCGUGGUGGUCCGCAUGACGUUUAACUUCUUUCUGUUGCCGAUCAUUGCCAUCUCGUUCUUCCAAUUGGUUGUUGCGGAUCGAUCGCCCUCAUCUGUCGUAGCGAUGGCUGUCGUUCUCUUGGUCGCAGUGAUGGGACUUGCAGCGUGGAUCUUCCGACUUAUUUUCACGACCAAGCCACGUGCACAUCUCUUUGACGACCUCCCGACCGUCUUGACGUAUGGCCCCCUCUACAACACAUAUUCUGAUGAUGCCGCGCCGUUCGCAUUCAUACCGGUUUUGCUGGCCUUCAUCCGCGGUGUAGCGAUCGGUGCCAUCCAACCUUCUGGAAUUGCUCAGAUCAUCAUCUUGGCCAUCUGCGAAGUGAUCUACAUUCUGACCCUCCACGCAUUCCGUCCGUUCCAGGCUCCAACAUCUAUGAACGCAUACCACACAUUCUUCUCGGUAGUCAGGCUCGUUACAACCCUUUUGAGUGUGGCGUUUGUACCAAACCUUGGCGUGUCAGAAGAUUCCAAAGGAUGGAUCGGAUACAUCAAUCUCUUUCUGCAUGCGAUUGUCCUGGUCUUUGGGUUUUUCUUGAACUCUAUUCAGACGAUCGUUGAAGUGACGGCUAGGUUGGCCGGCGCCGGUGAUGCCAGAGGAGGGCUCACCAAGGUCUUUGGCAAAAGACAGUUGUCACGUCGCACUCACCGUCGCCAACAAGGAAGCAGUAUUAACUCAAACGCAGCUAUGCUCGCGGCAGACAGGGAGUCAAAGCUGGGAAGUCGUUCACGGAGUUUGUCCGCGAGUUCUGCCGUGCUCCUCAAUCGCCACCCUGGAAUGGACAGCCGAAUGAGCAGCGGCUUUGAUCGCUUUAGCUCUGGUGGAGAAAUGAGCAAUUACGGCGGCGCAAGCCCAGAACCAGGAACGCCAGGCGGUUCUGCAACCCCCUACACACUCUUGCCCAGUGGUAGCGCAUCAGCAGGUUCACGCAGACCAACUUUUGGCUCACGUGGGUUGGACGUCCAGGAUCCGUACUACCGGCCGCCAAGGACGAAGAGAGCAACACCCGAGGCAUACGUUCCGGGUGCUCGCAGCCGGCAGUCAUGGGGUAGUAGUGACUUGAUCAAUAAGCCUUACGACGACCCCACGGACCAUGCAGAUGCAGGCGAAGGAGCCGCACAAGGAGCACCUUUCUCUCCGAGUCGAGGAAGCAUCACUCCCGCCUACUUGCGAACACAUAGGGAUGAUUCAGAUCCCGAAAUCCUAGGACCACGGAGACCUCGGGCAGAUUAUGCCGUAAGAGAAUCAGAUUUCUAUUACGGUGUGACCCGGGGGCCACCUCUGGCCGAAGGCCAACCAACCCGCAAGCUCAAGACGGGCCCUGCGGAUCCAAUGGGACCAAUAUCAUCUGCAGGAGGAUGGCUGAAGGGUCUAUUCGGGGGCAAGCGCCAGGAGAAGGGCAAGGGGUUCGAGGUCGUUCGGAGCGCAAGAGCACCGCAACUGCUAGCGCUCGAAGAAGACGAUGAGCGCGCCCCUGGAGCUCAUCACGAACCAUAUCGAGACAAUCCUGACACGCAAGCCGGGGCGCGACGUGAAUCAGCGGCAACGGACAGCUCUGGGGAAGGUGGGAUAGAGAUGGCUCGACGCGACUCAAGAGAGUCGCGUGAUUCGGAGGAGAGCAGCGAGGGGGAACACCUCAUCGACGAUGGGCAUUCGUCUGAUUCAGGGAGGCAACGAGUUUCGGAUGUUCCUCCAUCGCUGGGGCCUAUUGAAACGGGAGCGGGGAUCGAACUGCCCAGUCGAGUUGGAUCCAAGGCCAGCUCAAAGGUGUCAAAGGUGGGCUCGUUAGGGAGAGCGCCAAGCAUCCCAAGAAAGAGCUCCAAACGCAACUCCAGCCAGGAUGGCUCGUUUAUGCAAGCAGGGUCGCGGCUGUCGACAAUCGAGCAAGGACAGGCGUCAGGAGACUAUCUAAGACCGACAACGAAAGACCAGGUACCGCGUCUUCCAUUCGGGUCGUCGGAGCCGUCACCUUCGCCUGAGCGAUCGGCGGCAUCAAGCAUCCGUGGCGACGGGUCUCAGAGCGCAGCGGGCGGAGGGGUAAUGGCAAGAAGCGUGUCAGAUGCAGAGCGUCCGCUGAGCACGGGAUACGUGCACCAGCACAAGACGUCGGAGCACAUCCAACCAGGCCUCAACGACUCGACGCACUUGGGGAGUGCAGCUGAAUUUGUCCACACGCCGCUGGGGAGUCGGAGCAGCAGGCGCAGCGAAGAGUAA
Messenger RNA from Diplodia corticola, 3573 nucleotides. RefSeq lists its product as uncharacterized. Bases 1 to 3573 code for a protein of 1190 amino acids. The record is from RefSeq and is a predicted model, not a curated record. Lineage: Eukaryota; Fungi; Ascomycota; Dothideomycetes; Botryosphaeriales; Botryosphaeriaceae. Gene Ontology annotation, biological process: transmembrane transport. The transcript has a single exon.